This is a messenger RNA of Chinchilla lanigera (long-tailed chinchilla), 3409 nucleotides long. RefSeq names its product sema domain, immunoglobulin domain (Ig), transmembrane domain (TM) and short cytoplasmic domain, (semaphorin) 4C (gene Sema4c). The record is from RefSeq and is a predicted model, not a curated record. Gene Ontology annotation, biological process: neural crest cell migration; negative regulation of axon extension involved in axon guidance; semaphorin-plexin signaling pathway. NCBI's taxonomy places the organism in Eukaryota, Metazoa, Chordata, Mammalia, Rodentia, Chinchillidae. Gene Ontology annotation, molecular function: semaphorin receptor binding; chemorepellent activity.
GGCUGCUGGCCUGGAGCUGAGAGCUGCGGCGAGUGCCAUGGCCCCGUACUGGGCCGUCUGGCUGCUGGCAGCAGGGCUGUGCGGCCUGGGCAUUGGGGCCGAGGUGUGGUGGAACCUUGUGCCCCGGAAGACAGUAUCUUCUGGGGAGCUGGCAACUGUGGUGCGGCGGUUCUCCCAGACCGGCAUCCAGGACUUCCUGACCUUGACCCUGACCGAGCAGUCCGGGCUGCUGUACGUGGGGGCGCGCGAGGCGCUGUUUGCCUUCAGCGUGGAGGCUCUGGAGCUACAAGGAGUGAUCUCCUGGGAGGCACCAGCUGAGAAGAAAACUGAGUGCAUGCAGAAAGGGAAGAGCAACCAGACAGAAUGCUUCAACUUCAUCCGCUUCCUGCAGCCCUACAACACCUCACACCUGUACGCGUGCGGGACCUACGCCUUCCAGCCCAAGUGCACCUACAUUGACAUGCUCACUUUCACUUUGGAGCGAGGAGACUUUGAGGAUGGGAAGGGGAAGUGUCCCUAUGACCCAGCUAAGGGCCACACCGGCCUCCUUGUGGACGGAGAGCUGUAUUCGGCCACGCUCAACAACUUCCUGGGCACAGAGCCUGUCAUCCUGCGGAACAUGGGCCCCCACCACGCCAUGAAGACGGAGUACCUGGCUUUUUGGCUCAAUGAACCCCACUUUGUAGGCUCUGCCUACGUCCCCGAGAGCGUGGGGAGCUUCACCGGGGAUGACGACAAGAUCUACUUCUUCUUCAGCGAGCGGGCCGUGGAGUACGACUGCUACGCCGAGCAGGUGGUAGCGCGCGUCGCCCGCGUCUGUAAGGGAGACAUGGGCGGGGCACGCACGCUGCAGCGGAAGUGGACCACGUUCCUGAAGGCGCGGCUGAUGUGCUCGGCCCCUGACUGGCAGCUCUACUUCAACCAGCUACGGGCAGUACACACCCUGCGAGGCGCCUCCUGGCACAACACCACCUUUUUUGGGGUCUUUCGAGCUCGAUGGGGAGAUGUGGACUUGUCAGCAGUCUGUGAGUACCAGCUGGAGGAGAUCCAGCGGGUGUUCGAGGGCCCCUACAAGGAGUACCGCGAGCAAGCCCAGAAGUGGGCCCGCUAUACGGACACGGUACCCACCCCUCGGCCCGGCUCGUGCAUCAACAACUGGCACCGGCGCCACGGCUACACCAGCUCCCUGGAGCUGCCCGACAACACCCUCAACUUCAUCAAGAAGCACCCGCUGAUGGAGGAGCAGGUGGCGCCCCGCUGGGGCCGGCCUCUGCUGGUAAAGAAGGAGGCCAACUUCACCCACUUAGUGGCCGACCGGAUCACGGCGCUCGAUGGAGCCACCUACACGGUGCUGUUCAUCGGUACAGGGGACGGCUGGCUGCUCAAGGCCGUGAGCCUAGGCGCCUGGGUGCACCUGAUCGAGGAGCUGCAGGUGUUUGACCGGGAGCCCGUGGAGAGCCUGGUGCUAUCUCAGAGCAAGAAGCUGCUCUUUGCUGGCUCCCGCUCUCAGCUCGUGCAGCUGCCCCUGGCCGCCUGUGGCAAGUACCGCUCCUGCGCAGACUGCGUGCUAGCCCGGGACCCCUACUGUGCCUGGAAUGUCAAUGCCAGCCGCUGUGUGGCCACAGGUGGCCACUCUGGAUCCCUGCUGGUCCAGCACGUGACCAUGUUAGACACGUCGAGCAUCUGUAACCUGCAUGGCAGUAAGAAAGUCAGGCUCACACCCAAAAACAUCACGGUGGUGGCGGGCACAGACCUGGUGCUGCCCUGCCGCCUCUCCUCCAACCUGGCCCGUGCCCGCUGGACCUUCAGGGAUCGGGAUCUGCCUGCAGAACAGCCUGGCGCCUUCCUCUACGACACGCGGCUGCAGGCCCUGGUGGUGAUGGCCGCCCAGCCCCGCCACGCGGGCGCCUACCACUGCUUUUCAGAGGAGCAGGGCGCGCGGCUGGCUGCAGAAGGCUACCUCGUGGCGGUUGUGGCCGGCCCGUCAGUGACCUUGGAGGCCCGGGCGCCCUUGGAAAACCUGGGGCUGGUAUGGCUGGCUGUGGUGGCCCUGGGGGCCGUAUGCCUGGUACUGCUGCUGCUGGUUCUGUCAUUGCGCCGGCGGCUGCGGGAAGAGUUGGAGAAAGGUGCCAAGGCAGCCGAGAGGACCCUAGUAUACCCGCUGGAGCUGCCCAAGGAGCCCACCAGUCCGCCCUUCCGGCCUGGCCCAGAAACAGAUGAGAAACUUUGGGAUCCGGUUGGCUACUACUACUCCGAUGGCUCGCUCAAGAUUGUGCCUGGACACGCAAGGUGCCAGCCUGGGGGCGGGCCCCCCUCCCCACCUCCUGGCAUCCCCGGCCAGCCCCUGCCUUCUCCAACUCGGCUCCACCUGGGGGGCGGGCGGAACUCGAAUGCCAACGGUUAUGUGCGCUUACAGUUAGGAGGAGAGGACCGGGGCGGGCACCCCCUGCCCGAGCUCGCCGACGAACUGAGACGCAAGCUGCAGCAGCGCCAGCCGCUGCCCGACUCCAACCCAGAGGAGUCCUCGGUAUGAGGGGACCCACCGCAUCGGCGGGGCACGCGGGAGGUGCGGCCCCUACUUUUGCACAGGCACCAGCUACCUCAGGGACAUGGCUCGGGCACCUGCUCUGCCUGGGACUGGCACUGCCCAGCACCUGCCUGGCCGUGAAGACCUGCUCAGCAUGGGCACUGCCACUUGGAGUGGCUCACCAGGGCACCAGCCUUCCUCCUCUGUGAAUCUCGGACACAUGGGACCCCAGCAGCCAGAACUUUGUAAGGCAGAAGUUGGAAGAUGUGGGUGUGUCUGUGCAUGUGAGCGUGUGUCUGCAUGAGAGCGUGUGCGUCUGCAUGGGUGCGUGUGUGAGCGUGCGCGUGCGUGUGUGGCUCAGCCGUCCCGUUUCUGUGGAGUCUUCCCUUGGCCUAGGGUCCUCCUGGUGAGUCUUUGGAGCUAUGAAGGGGAAGGGGUCGGAUCACUUUGUCUCUCUUACCCCCAUCUGUCCCAAAUUCGGGGCACCUGUGUACAUAUGGGGGUGGGGUGGGCAGGGUGCUGUACCCCUCUGGGGGAUGGGGAGGAGCGCAGGGCCCAGGGGUGGGCCUAGCCCUGUCCCGGGGCUGUGAAUGUUUUCAGGGUGGGGGGAGGGAGAUGGCGCCUCCUGUGUGUUUGGGGGUAGGGUGGGCGGGGCCUCCCUCUGGGCCCCAGUUUGGUGGUAUUUUAUACUGGUCCUCUUCCAGGGCGGGGCUGGGGAAAUGUCAUGUGGGGAGAGGGAGGGCGUGCUGUGGGUAGCAUACCCUCUGCCGGCCCAGGAAGAGGGCUCCUAACAGUGUAACUUAUUGUGUCCUUGCGUAUUUAUUUGUUGUAAAUGUUUGAGUAUUUUUAUAUUGACAAAUAAAACCGAGAAAAUGAAACUUA